Fusarium venenatum is the source of this 636-nucleotide messenger RNA. RefSeq lists its product as uncharacterized. Gene Ontology annotation, cellular component: cytoplasm; membrane. The record is from RefSeq and is a predicted model, not a curated record. Lineage: Eukaryota; Fungi; Ascomycota; Sordariomycetes; Hypocreales; Nectriaceae.
AUGCCUUCUCCAAUUGUUGCCGCUACGGUCCAGGCGGCUGGCCUGUCUACUGUUUCUAAUAUCAUGGCUCAGAUGAUUGAGGCUCGUCAAGGAAACCGCCCAAUGUCUCUGGACAUCAUUCAGCUUCUGCGCUUCGUUGUUCUCACUUUAAUGACCGCUCCUCCCAACUAUCACUGGCAAGCCUUUCUAGAGCGAAAGUUCCCAGCUUAUCCUUCAGGUCGAAGGCCUAACCUUGAUCGUUUGAACGAUCUUGAGAUGCAGCCUGGCCAAGAUGCACCCGAGCUCAAGGAGGGUUACGAAGAGCGGUUGGCACAAAUCAACAAGGAUCGGGAGCCCAAGUUUAGUACUCGUAAUACCCUGACUAAGUGGUUUGUUGAUUGUAUUACUGCUGGUGCCAUCAUGAACACCAUCGCUUUUCUGAUCAUCAUGGGUCUGCUCAAGGGACAAGGCGGUUCUCAGAUCUGGAGCAACAUCAAGACGGAAACGAUUCCCAUUAUUGUUGCUGGGUACAAAAUUUGGCCGAUUGCAUCCAUCAUCAGCUUCACAUUUAUUCCUGUCCACCGACGCAUUGUAUUUUUGAGCUUUAUUGGUCUUUUAUGGGGUAUCUACAUGAGUCUAGUAGCCGCUAGAGUUUAA